This is a messenger RNA of Pelmatolapia mariae (spotted tilapia), 4084 nucleotides long. RefSeq names its product WD repeat and FYVE domain containing 2 (gene wdfy2). Gene Ontology annotation, cellular component: early endosome. Gene Ontology annotation, molecular function: metal ion binding; protein binding. Lineage: Eukaryota; Metazoa; Chordata; Actinopteri; Cichliformes; Cichlidae. Gene Ontology annotation, biological process: positive regulation of fat cell differentiation; positive regulation of protein phosphorylation. The transcript is spliced from 12 exons. Bases 159 to 1361 code for a protein of 400 amino acids. The record is from RefSeq and is a predicted model, not a curated record.
AUCUGUUGUCAGCUGACUGGCACCGCCUCUGCCCGCCGUCACAACAGAGAGCUGCCUGCCUGACAGCUAGCUAGCAGCCGAGGUUCUGCUGUCGGACCGCCGUGUGUUAUGUUUCUCGGAGCCAGGACCGUAGUCGGAGGUUUGUGCACCACCAGCUCAUGGCGGCUGAAAUUCAGCCUCAACCUCAGGCUCGGAAGCCUUGCCUCCUGAGCAAAAUCGAUGCUUUCCAGGAGGUGGUGAGCACAGCGGUGAUAAUUCCCAAAGAAGACGGCGUUAUCAGCGUGUCUGAAGACAGGACUAUUCGGGUAUGGUUGAAGAGAGACAGUGGUCAGUACUGGCCCAGCAUCUACCACACAAUGCCAUCAUCAAGCUCCUGUAUGUCCUUUAACCCUGAGACCAGGAGGCUAUCUGUGGGGAUGGACACUGGGAGUAUCUGUGAGUUUGUUCUGUCAGAAGACUACAACAAGAUGACCCCAGCACGCACCUACCAGGCUCAUCAGGGCAGGGUGACAGUGGUGCUGUUUGUGCUGGAGAUGGAGUGGCUGCUGAGCACGGGGCAGGACAAAAACUUCACCUGGCACUGCUCAGAGAGCGGCCAGCAGCUGGGGACAUAUCGCACCGCAGCCUGGGUCUCAGGACUACAGUUCGACGUGGAGACCAGACACGCCUUCGUAGGGGAUCAGUCUGGUCAGGUGACCAUCCUGAAGCUGGAGCAGGACAGCUGCAGCCUGGUCACUACCUUCAAAGGACAUACUGGUAAUGUGACGGCGCUGUGUUGGGACCCGGUCACAAGGGUGUUGUUCUCCGGAAGCUCGGACCACUCCAUCAUCAUGUGGGACAUCGGUGGACGCAAAGGCACCGCUAUCGAACUGCAAGGACACAAUGACAAAGUUCAGGGCCUGUGUUACGCCUCACACACCCGGCAGCUCAUCUCCUGCAGCUCAGAUGGAAGCAUCGUCAUCUGGAACAUGGAUGUAACACGGCAAGAGACCCCAGAAUGGCUGGACAGCGACUCCUGUCAGAAGUGUGAGCAGCCUUUCUUCUGGAACUUCAAACAGAUGUGGGACAGUAAGAAGAUCGGCCUACGGCAGCACCACUGCAGGAAGUGCGGCCAGGCAGUGUGCGGCAAAUGUUCGUCCAAACGCUCCACCAUCCCCCUCAUGGGAUUCGAGUUCGAGGUGCGCGUGUGUGACAGCUGCCAUGAGUCCAUCAGUGACGAGGAUCGAGCACCCACAGCCACCUUCCACGACAGCAAGCACAGCAUUGUUUACAUGCACUACGAGCCCACCACUGGAAAUCUGCUCACCUCUGGCACUGACAAGGUUAUCAAGCUAUGGGACAUGACUCCUGUGGUGUCCUGAGAUCUGUGGAUAACAAGCAGUCAGCAGAAAUCUCUGUUUGACAAACUGUCGAGGUGCCAGUACCACUGGGAAGAGAAACAGGGUGAGAGCUCCAGCAGGAUCGAUGUCAUCUGGAUAAUAUUUAGCAGUUUUUUAACAUGUAGCGGUGGCUGUUGAACAUUUACAGCGAGCACACUGCAGGCCAGUGAAGCCUGAGAACCAUACAGGCUUUGUUUGACACAAGGUUACAGAGAGUUGCUGGUGGAUUGCGGGUCUCUCUCUGCAUAUGUGUGUCUGUACAGUGUGCGAAAGGUUGAGGCAUUUCCCUUUGUAAGUUAUCGACACACCUCAUUUACUUAAUUUCCAUGCAUUCCUUUCCAGUUUCAAACUGGAAAUUCAUGAAACAGUCUUAUGAAACCGGCUUGCACUGCGGGAACUUGUCAAACCCAGACUUUACUUUCUGUAGAUGUGAAACACCUUGUUAAACAGACUGGCAAAAUCAAACGUGCAUUCCUACUGAACUGGCUGCAGAUCCUUAACAAAACAGGAGCUUAUCAUUUUCAUUUGCACCAGCAGCUGUUCAGACCUGCACGUGUUGUUUUUUACCUUCUGCAGACAGAGAAUUUAAAAGUGACGCUCCAUUUAACAUUAGGUACCUGCCACCUGUUAUAGUGACAACCUAAACUGUCACACUGACCUGUUUAACACCAAAUGUCUUCUUUUUGGCAUAACAUACUGACAUGACCCUCAGACCCUAGACUUUGUUGUCUGUAUAUACAGACUGAUAAUACAAAAAAUGUUUGUAGUUGAAAUAGCAGCAAAGCGUGAGCCUCCAAACUGCCCAGUUCUCUCACAAACGUACUUUCUUUUAUCUUUUUUUUAGGUUUUCCCCAACUAUUUCAUUUAUUUUAUUGUUUUAGUAUAAUUAUCAAUGCAGAAUGGCACUCACAUGUGUCCUAAGAGCAGAAAAUACAAUAUGUUCAUAGUGAGCACUGAACAUUUGGGUAUUUUACAGGUUUAAAUGUCAAAAAUAGAACCUAAAAUAAAAAUAGCCUCAAGCAGUAAAAAUAAAUAAAACAGGUGUCACUUGUGUAGAAGAUGUUCUAGUUCUUGCCUGUAAAUGCUGCUCGUGAGCAUGUCAUUAAUGUCUGCAGGUGUGCUGUUUCUCAGGUGCUUCACAUCACUCACACUGUGUGCGCUUGUUAUACAAAUCAUGGUUUUUUUGUUUUUUUUCUUGUCUGGUUUGACCUGACAGUAUCAUCUGAGGGAGACUUUCUCUUAGGCUGCAACACCUGAUAUCAAGCACUAGAGGGAAGAAGUAGCAUAAAACGCAGCUUUAGUUCAGAUUUAUGCUAAAACGCUUGUGGAUGGAAACAACUUUAAAAAACCCUGCAUAAACUACAUUACCUACAUUAGGAGCUUUAUGUCUUCUGUACUCACUGUAAUGCUGGUGUGCAAACACAUGGAGGCCUCUAGAAACCACAGAUGUAGAUGCACCCAGUCCACUGAGUGUUAAAAGACUGGAUAUCAUGCAGACCUCGUGGCGUUUUCAUACUGGUCUGGUAAAAAACUCUAGGCAAAUGGAUGCUCUUUGGUUUGCAACCUCACCGCGCUUCUGUAUCAUGUCAGAACAAGCAAAUUUGUAACAAAUUGACAGUAUGAGCAAGAAAUCCAAAGUUUACAAGGUUGGGAAGUUUUCAAGGAUACUGAUGAUACUGCAGACUCUUGUUGUUGUAGUGUAAGCACACACAGUGUUUAUCUAAACCCACUGAUGUGCAGAGCGCACCUUUCAGAUUGUGUAAUCUAGCAUGAAGCCAGUUGACAUUUUGUACUUCCUGUCCUUUACAGCAGUGGAACUGUUUUCUGAGAUUAUUUAUUAUUGUAAGUGUGGUUUAAACGUUUUUGACAUUCAAAAGCACAUAUCAUCAAGCUCGUCAGUGGCAGCAUACACAUGUACCAGAAUAGAAGGUAAGCUAACGAACACGGCACUGAUUUGUCCCCAUUGUUACUGUUUUUAAACGUCUCGAUACUGACUGACUUUACUGUCGAUGCACUGGAAUCAACAAGCAAAAAUAUCUCAAGUUCAUGCUGUGAAGACUAAGUUUGUCUUUAGUUAUCAUUACACUUGUGCUUUAAUGAUCUGCUCAGCCGAUAACUAUUCUUAAUGUUCGUACAGUUCAAGCCCAAAGAUGAGAUUUUCUACAACUAUAGAACGAUGGAAAACUGUACAUCACUUUACAGCCACGAAUAAAAGUAUAGCAGCUGUUUAUUUGUGAAUGUGAAACUUUGGGUACUAAGACUUUAAAGGUCCUUACCAGUGUUUCAGCUCCGUUAUGGAAAUGGUGUCAUUUCAAAUGCAUGGCAAGCUCAUUUAUUGUCACUCUGUAUUGAAUCUAAUGUAAUGUGGUGCCUGCGUGGAACAGGAGUAUAAAAAAAUCCAAAGAACUGCAACAAAGCAGCUUUUUUCUUUGCUGGCAUCAUGUGAAGUGCACGUGGAAAUGAUAAUUGGUGCAGUCUGGGUUUUCACAUCAUUGUGAAAACCCAGACUUCACAGAAGAUGCACAUCUUUCUAGAUACUAAUACAGGAUUUCUGCAUUCAAAAUGAAUGGAUGCAAUAAAUCCGUCUCUGGCCAGUGGUCUGUGUUUCUGUCCCAGGAAAGAAAACAAUUGUUGUUGUGUCCUUCAAUGUAAUUAUGUGUAUAAAUUACAUAUUAAAAGAGGAGGUAUUCACCUGCUCAACUAUA